AUGAGCAAACAAGAGUUCGCCUGCGGCGUCGUCUCCACCAGGCGUUGGCAGUUUAGCCGAACUCCGCGUGCGUUUGCAGCAUCUGUACUGCAGCAUCUGCAGCAGCAGCUACAGCAGCAGCUGAAGCACCAACUACAGCAACAGGAACAGCAGAAUGCACCGCAAGGAGAAAAGUUGCGAUUCGUAACGAGUGGCUUUAUGCGCUUGUUGGUAAUGCGGCGUUCUCCGGCCUCUGGGAUUCUCUGUCGCAUUGCUGAGGCGCCGAUGCGUAAUGCAGCCAUAGCAGCAGAAUCGCAGUUGUUCAGGUGGCCUGGCGUUAAGGAGUUGCUGAAUAGCUUCAACACCAACAAUGCUGUUUGUCGCAUUGCUGAGGCGCCGAUGCGUAAUGCAGCCAUAGCAGCAGAAUCGCAGUUGUUCAGGUGGCCUGGCGUUAAGGAGUUGCUGAAUAGCUUCAACACCAACAAUGCUGUUCUUGAUUCCUCUCCCUGGAAGCGGGAACAAGAAAAGAGACAAAAAAAGAAGAAAGCUGGCGUUGACCUGGGGGCACGCAGACAAGGCUUAAUGCGCAUCGUGGAGUGGGGAGACAACGGGAACCCGUGGAAUUGUAGAGGCCUUGUAGAACAAGAAGUGUUUGUUCAGGAAGGCGACUUCUUUGUUAUUGCAGAUGAAA
Molecule: messenger RNA, 670 nt
Organism: Eimeria acervulina
Lineage: Eukaryota; Apicomplexa; Conoidasida; Eucoccidiorida; Eimeriidae
Exons: 4
Source: RefSeq, a predicted model, not a curated record